UCGGCGUCGAGGUGAGAGUGGGUCACAAUCAGCGCAGUCGCAGUCGCUCAGUCCGCUAACGAUCCCGAUCAGUCCGCGGUCCGCUUGGGCAGUGUCCAGUUCUGUGUUUCCCCUUCAGCCAUGUGCAUAGUCCACCCUCAGAGCAUCCCUUCUUAGUCCUAGUUACCCCCUCGGAUCAGUAGCUAUCGACCGGUCGGAACCCGCGCGGGUGGCCCCUCAGUUCGGAUUUCUCCCAGUUGUAUUUCUAAGUCAAAAAUGAAGGUGAAAAUGUCACGAUCAAACGGAUUAUUUGUGGUGCUCGUUAUUGGUGUUUGCUGUGAGUUUGUAAGUUCUCAAGAUAUCCUCAAGACGUCGACGGCGUCCGCAAAGGACGGGACCACACCGACCCCGAGAGUGAAAAAAAGACAAGGAGGAGCGACGGAUCAGUCGACCGCAGAGUCUUGGUGGAGGCCGCCCACGCAGUCAUUCGUCGACACCCCGUACUCGGCCACUCACGGCCUCGUCCAGACCCACCCUGCAGGCUUCGGCUCCACCGGUAACAGCAUAGGUGCUGGUGAUCAGUUGGCCGCUGUGUCAGAGGAUGGCUCGACCCUGGGCUACACGUCUCUGGACUUUGACAAACACGGACUCGACGAGCUGAGGCGCAACCCGCUUCUGUCUUCACCCGAGGAGUGCGCCCGUGCCUGCAGAGAGGGCGAACCCCCCAGGAUAUGUUACUACCACUUCACCCUCGAACUUUACACUGUUCUCGGAGCUGCUUGCCAAGUGUGCGUUCCCAAUGCGACAAACACAGUAUGGAGCCACUGUCAGUGUGUCUUAGCUGAUGGAGUAGAAAGAGGAAUUUUGACAGUCAACAGAAUGAUCCCUGGACCUAGUAUACAAGUUUGUGAAGGAGACAAAGUUGUUGUAGACGUCAGGAACCAGAUGGAAGGUCUAGAAGUCACAAUCCAUUGGCACGGUAUCACCCAACGUGGAACUCAGUACUCUGAUGGUGUUCCCAUGGUUACGCAGUGCCCCAUCUUACAAGGAAACACUUUCCGGUAUCAAUGGUACGCGAACGCUGGUACUCACUUCUGGCACGCUCACACUGGAGUCCAAAAGAUGGAUGGUAUCUACGGAAGUAUCGCCGUGCGACAAGCUCCUUCAGAGGACCCAAACAGCCACCUUUACGACUACGAUUUAACGACUCACGUCAUGCUCCUCUCGGAUUGGAUGCACGAAGACGCUUUGGAGAGGUUCCCCGGAAGACUUGCCGCCAACACUGGUCAGGAUCCUGAGACUCUGCUCAUCAACGGAAAAGGACAGUUCACGGAUCCAAUGACCGGCUACAGCACCAACACCCCCUUGGAAACAUUCACGAUCACUCCUGGCAGAAGGUACAGAUUCCGUAUGAUCAACUCUUUGGCUAGUGUCUGCCCAGCUCAACUGACUGUUCAAGGUCAUCCCCUCAUCCUCAUCGCCACCGAUGGAGAGCCAGUCCACCCUGUUGUUGUAAACACCAUCAUCUCUUUCUCAGGAGAAAGAUACGAUUUCGUGAUCAAUGCCGAACAGCCCGUCGGAGCUUACUGGAUCCAAGUUCGAGGACUCGGAGAAUGUGGUAACAAACGAGUGCAGCAAUUGGCCAUCCUCCGGUACGCUCGAGGACCCUACCAACCCACUUCCCGUGCUCCCACCUACGAUAUUGGAAUCCCACAAGGAGUCGUUCUUAACCCGUUGGAUGCCGUCUGCAACAGACCGAGAACCGAUGCCAUUUGCAUAAACCAAUUGAAAAACGCCAAAAAGGUAGAUAAGGCUUUACUCCAAGAACUGCCCGACAUCAAGAUCUUCUUGCCGUUCAAAUUCUUGUUCUACCGACCUGAGGAAAUCUUCACACCACACACUUACAACAGAUUCUUGGUUGCUCCGGGUGGUGGAGAUCAUGUCAUCAGUUUAGUGGACAACAUUUCGUACGUUUCGCCACCAGCUCCACCUCUAAGUCAGAUCGACGACAUCCCACCAGAGAUGUUCUGCAACGGAGACAACAGGCCAGCAGACUGUGGAAGGAACUGUAUGUGCACACACAAGGUGGACAUUCCUCUUCACGCUAUUGUAGAGGUCGUUCUCGUCGACGAGGUACAACAACCAAACUUGAGUCAUCCGUUCCAUUUGCACGGUUACACAUUCAAUGUCAUCGGUAUGGGUCGAUCACCAGACAAGAACGUUAAGAAAAUCAACUUGAAACACGCAUUAGAUCUUGACAGGCGAGGACUGUUGGACAGACACUUCAACCUUCCUCCCGGCAAGGACACAAUUGCAGUACCAAACAACGGAUACGUUGUCUUUAGGUUUAGGGCAGACAAUCCAGGUUACUGGUUGUUCCACUGUCACUUCUUGUUCCACAUUCUCAUCGGUAUGAACUUAGUCCUUCACGUAGGUACUCACGCCGACCUACCACCAGUGCCAGAAGGUUUCCCUCGAUGUGGAGACUUCUUACCCCCGGUCAGUUUACAUUGAUAGCUGCUAAACCAAUUCAGACACUCGUGUACCUAUCUAAGCCAAGCCACGAUGACCAACUCAUUUCUCGAGUCUGUCGUUGAGUAACUUCAAAUCCUCAUUCUUGUGUUCAGAUUCUUAAGCAAGGGGUACUUCAGUCAAAUCAUCUCAUUUGUAAAUAGUCAUCUUGUCACCCGAGACCCGAGUAAGCGGGAUAUGGCGAAUCCUUCUCAGAGACGAAAAGCUCUAAACUCUAUCAACUUAGCUCAUCUCCCCUUUGGAAGUGAUUGUGCGCGAAUUGCAUUAUUAUGAGUCAAUGAGUCGGCAAUGAAACAAAUGCGCGUAAUUUUACGUGCAUUUGUAGCUCCGAUUAACCUAUCUCCUACGGUCACUGCACGGUUAGGAGACUAUUUUUCACGGUGCAGUCAAGUCAGGGAAAUUCAAGCGCUCUGCGAAUGAAAGGACAUGAAUGCACACCCAGCCAAGCUCCAUCUGAGUUCUCAUCCGUUUCAGGAUUUUUAAACAAAAUGACUCCUACUUACUCUGUGGUGACUUAUUGUAGUAUUUGAAACGUCGAUCAUCAGCAUUUGCCCGGGAAAAAGUUGAUAUUUACAUCAUGCCGAAUAAACGCAAAAUGGGUUUAUUCAUUAUGAGUAUUCUUCGCACAUUGAAUUAUUUUGCCGAAAAGUGUACUCAUCUAUAAUGUAGAGCAUUCCGGAUCCGGGCUAAUAUUAUAAUUUUGCAGCUCCAGUUUCGCUGUGACAAUGAGUGUAAGGGGAUGAUUUCCAUCUGAAAUUUUUAUUAAUGGAGAGCAAAAAUGAUGCAUGCGUCCUAUUCUUCUUACUCGCGCUCUCUCGGGUUCUUUUCUUCUUUAAAUCGCCUUCAGCGUAAGCGUUAGGGGGAAAUAAUUUUCAUUGCCAAAGCUGCAAAGCUCUAAUUACUUUUCCUCUACCGUCAAAAGUCGAAAUUCACUUUUGUGGGAAACUGCAGCUAUUUUGAAAAUUCGAACAACUGAGUAAUGUUACCAAUUUUCUGUUUCGAGAUCACCGAGCAGCUGCAAUCAGCCGAUAUGUUUAAAAUGUGAGAAAUAAGCCAUAAAACUUUUUUGACUGAUGAACAGUUUCAAAAUAAUGUACAGUGUCCCUCCCCCCCCUCUUUUUUUUAUCUCUCAUUUUCACCAAUCAGAUCCAUCAAAACAUCCCGUCCAGAGUAACGCAUUAGUUACAUGUCUCGUUGCAGCUACUCGGCCUUGAAGCUCCUUAUUCUUAGUUGAUUGUGAAUAUUUCAAUGUUGUUCCCGUGAAUUUUCCAUGUAAAUAAAAUGCCAUAAUGUAUCUUUACCUUGCGUCUCUCGAAAGUUGCUUCAUACAUACGUUGAUUCAGCCUCAUUUUGCGGUCAUUCCCUAUCUGUUAUGAUGUGCGAUCAUUCACAUAAAUCUCAAAUCUUAAAGUUUGCAUGGAGAAAGUUCAAUUGCAAUACCUACUACGUCUCAAAAUUACUGAUUUUUAGGAAAAAAAGAAAAAUGAAUCUAUUCAAGCAGUUUAUAAUUUUUAGAUGUGUGGCUCAACCAAGAAAUUGUUUUUUAAAUUACAUUUUGUUUUGAAUUUUUUUGAAUACUUACAUGGAAAAUUAAGGUUCAAAGCCUCAUCAAUACUGUUUUGAUUCAAACUGCAAAAAGCCCCCAAAACAUCAGAACACCCGAAACGUCAAGUUACAAGAUUUGUAGUGCACUUAGUGAUACACGAUUUUAAUUGUGGUUAAUCUUAUUUUCUGUUGACUUUUGAAGACUCAAGUUAGACCUUUUUCUUUCACUUUCAUUUCUAUUUCAUCUUAUCUCUAUGAAUCAUCCCUUGUUUUAUCGUAUGGCUCCUGAAAGAAUCUGAAAUAGUACCAUAAUCCUCUUUUUUCAUAAGAUAAUUUCGCAUAAAGGAAACACUCUCGCCUUAAGAAAAAACUAGAAACUAAUAGAAGAUUCCUUUUAAAAUGUAGCCAUUUUACCAAAUAGUUGAUUAAAAAUCAAUGUUAGGUAUUUUAUUUUUAUUUAUUAUUUUUUCGCCGACUACGAUUGAUGGUGAUAUAACGGUCAGUAUUUGACGAAAAUUAUAGAAUUUUCUUCUCAAUAAUGAUUAUUUUCCAAAUUUCAAACUCUCUCAUACAAAGUGACCACGUUGUUCUACUCUAUGAUUAUUGUGGUCAGUGCCAUUUUCUCCUGAUAUAAGAGGAACAGAUUCAAAGCUUAAAAUUAAAGAUUCCAAUAAUCCUAGCAUCCAAUUUUGACGAUGAAAAGUAAAAAAGGGGGAGAAGAAAAAAAUAUAAAAUAAUAUUGCAUUUUUUUUUUUUUUUAAACUUUUAUUCCCCCUCAAAUUGUGCGUAUUUACUUCCCCAAAAUAUCUGAGUAUGUCAUCAUAAUGCGACCGUUAUAAUAUUAAAAAAUUAAGUGGUUUCCUUUGAAAUUUUAUGAAAAAAGUGUACGAAAUCGGUAUGCGUUGCGACUGCGUACUUAUUUGUUAUUUAGAUAUGCCUAUUUUGUGUUGAAUGUGUUAGCUAUUUGUUUCGUGUGAAUGUUUUUUUACAAAUGUUAUUUUAAGUCUGUCAUCAAAAUGUUUUCCAAAUUUUUGUAUCUAUAAAUUUAAACUAAUUAAUUUAUCAGAAUUUUGUACAAAAACAUUUUUGAAAAAAAUAAAAAAAAAUUAUUAAUAGUUGGUUUGAACAUCACAUGCACAUCUGAGGUGCGUACUUAUCACCGCACCGGUGUGAAGUAUCGAUUAAAAACUUCUUUCAAUUUGGUGACUUCAUGAAGCUUGGAGACUGGGUAUGUUUCUCCGGAAAUAAGAACCUUCAAGAUGUGAUUCAGAAAAAUUUAGUGAUGCUCAAAAUUGUAGGGGGAAAAAAUUGAAUACCAUCACUGUCUUGAUGUCUUUAGGAAUAAGUGCAGAGUCAUUGAUUUUUUGGCGAAUUUUGUAGGUGACUAACGUACAUUUCUUUAGUAGCAUCUGAAUUAUGUUUUAAAAUUUUCAUAGGUAAUUUACAACUAAUAUUGAGCUAUGAUUUAAAUUGAACACAAAUUCAAACUUAGUGGUCAGAUUUUUGCAAUCAAUCUCCGAAUCUUUUUAGAAGAGAUCCCGGAAAUUUCGCUUCGUUUCUCGAGGAUAUAAAAUGACCACAUUGAUUUGAUAACUUGAAAAUAUCGCUCGGCAAAUUUCAAACUUUCAUUUUUCCGGUGAAAUUAUUGAAGAUGAAUAGGUACAAAAUACGCAUUCUCAGGAUAAUAUUAAAUAAUAAUGUCCUUCUCAUCAAUUAGUAAAUUACAUGCGAGUAUGGCUGAAUCGUUAAAUAUCGAUUUAUUUCCUAUGAUAGCAUUGAGAGUGGCCAUGAUACUGUUUGGAUCGAAUUCGAUAAAAAUAAUUUUUGUUAAUUGUUCAGAUUUCGAUGCAAACAAUAAUAUAACUUCAUCCAAUGCAAAAUGGGAAUUAUUUGAUUCUACCCCACGGGCGUGCCAAUUUCGGAUGGAGGGGGGAGGGGGUUCCUUUCAUCCCCUCUUCCUCCCUCUUCAACGGGCACCCCAGCUACUGUGGUGGUCGAUGACAUGAAUAAUACCGUUAACUUUUAUUCUGCAUUUAUUUUUAAUGUAACGUCACAGUUAUAGUAAUUUGAUUUUAUUAUCUUCGAGGUCUGCGUGCCCGUGCAUAAAACAAUAAGUUUAACUGCAUCAUCACUCUAAUUAUUAUAAUUUUAAUUUUUAUGUUUAUGCUCAAAAGGUACCUUAUUUGUACAUUCCAAAAUAGAAACUUUAGGAUUAUUAAACAAUUUUGAUUCAUAGCGUAAGUUGAAGCCAACGGUUUCAUCAAGUGGAGUUGUGACGCGUGUAUUUUUGAAUGCAACUUAGAAGUUGAUACUUAUAUGCAUCAAUUGUGUAAAUUACUGUAAAUAAACUUACUUAGGGUUCAGCGCAAUAUUUUUUCCAAUGAUUAAUUUGACUCAAACAAAUAACCUGGUAUUGACCUGGAAUUCAGCUGCAGCUCGAAGCUGUCCGGAUUUUUUAUAUUCUGGACUUUAAGUAAUGCCAAUUUUUUAAUAAUCUUUGCAGACGUGGCCAUCAAAUAUGUGUAAGAACUUAUUUUCUUUUUGUUUUAAACAAAGUGUAUUAUCAGGGACCACUUUUUGAAAUGCAUUUUUGUAAUUUUACUAAAUUAGUCUAUGCAUUUAAAUUUCUUAGUUAUAAUUUUACCAUUGCUUAUCGUAUCAAAAUAAAAUGAGUUUUAUUGAUGUAA
Molecule: messenger RNA, 6743 nt
Organism: Bemisia tabaci
Lineage: Eukaryota; Metazoa; Arthropoda; Insecta; Hemiptera; Aleyrodidae
Gene: stw
Product: laccase
Biological process (GO): iron ion transport
Cellular component (GO): plasma membrane
Molecular function (GO): oxidoreductase activity; copper ion binding
Source: RefSeq, a predicted model, not a curated record